This is a messenger RNA of Scophthalmus maximus (turbot), 4259 nucleotides long. RefSeq names its product ring finger protein, LIM domain interacting (gene rlim). Gene Ontology annotation, molecular function: ubiquitin protein ligase activity. NCBI's taxonomy places the organism in Eukaryota, Metazoa, Chordata, Actinopteri, Pleuronectiformes, Scophthalmidae. The transcript has 4 exons. Bases 360 to 2468 code for a protein of 702 amino acids. Gene Ontology annotation, biological process: random inactivation of X chromosome; protein ubiquitination; ubiquitin-dependent protein catabolic process. Gene Ontology annotation, cellular component: cytoplasm; nucleoplasm. The record is from RefSeq and is a predicted model, not a curated record.
GCCCUGGACUAGGUCUCUCAGGCUGUUCCAGUUGCGUGGCUGCUCAGGCGCAUGGCUCAUCCCGAUUCCUUCGCAUCGAUUGGCCCAGGAUUGGUGCGGCGUCGUGUCUGCCUGGGAGACAGAACUCAGGGGAAAAAAACUUCCUAACUUCCUCGGUUUCCGGAAGAGCAUUGUAGCCUUCCUAAAAGAAAGAAAAUGGAAUCCUGAAAUCGCACUGAGCUUCACAGUCAAGCGUCUUUCAGAGACUAUUGGAAGAACAACUGGGUCGUACGAUUACAUUGCUACCAACAUCAGUGUACAGGAACUGGAUCUUGUUGAAGAUCGGAGAACAUCCCUCGAUCUCCCUCCCUUCUGAAUCAAUGGAAGGGUCUGACAGUUUAGAGCAGAGUGGCAGUGACCAGCCAGAGUCACAGCGCAGAAGGCAGCUGGACCGCCUGGACAGGGAGGAGGCCUUCUACCAGUUUGUCAACAAUCUCAGUGAUGAAGACUAUCGUCUCAUGAGAGACAACAAUCUCUUGGGAACCCCAGGAGAGGUAACAGAGGAUGAAUUAUUUAAUAGACUUCAGCAAAUCAAAGAUGGUCCACAACAGCAGAAUAACACCCCUAGUACUGAAAUUGGAGAAGAUCCAGUCGUACCACCAGAAAACUCAGAGGAUCCUGCCAGUGGGGAUAGUCUCCUGGACUGGCUGAAUACUGUGAGGCGCACAGGCAACACAACCAGGACUGGUCAUCGUGGAAACCAGUCAUGGCGGGCAGUAAGCCAGACCAACCCAAACAGUGGCGAUUUUCGCUUCAGCCUUGAAAUCAGUGUGAAUCGUAACCUAGCUGAACAACAGGCAGCUGCAGAAGGGGAGCAAGAGCCUCCAGAGGGUCAAGAGGUGGCGGCGGCAACGGCGGAGGCAAUGGCGGAGGCAACGGCGGAGGCAACGGCGGAGGCAACGGCGGAGGCAGCGGCGGAGGCAACAGCAGAGGCGGCAGCAGAGGCGGCAGCAGAGGCAACAGCAGAGGCAACAGCAGAGGCGGCAGCAGAGGCAAUGGCGGCUACGACGACAACAACAAGUGCCGAACCAGAGGUUCCCAUGGAGACAGAAGUGGUGGAAGAACCAGUUGUAGAAGAGUUGGCUGUCAUAGUGGAACCAGAGCCUGAGGUAGAAGAGGUUGUUUCUCAAGAGAUUUUAGAAGAAUCUCCCAGCUCCCCCACUCCAAUGGCAAUACAACCCCCACUUUCUCCCUCACCACGAAGAGGACAAAGAAGAGCCCGAAGUCGCAGUCCAGAACCACGCAGGACCAGGGCCCGUACAGCCAGGAGCCGCUCCCCUCUCAGUUUGGAUCAGUUGGAUGGGCUCCCUAGUCAACGUCAGGCUCACAACUCUCAAGGCCCUAACUCUGCCACCAGUUCUCCCCCUAUGCCUCAAGUGGAGGGCAGUUCACGGACUCGACAACAUGUUCUUUCCAGGCAAAGCACGGCUGACAAUGAUGUUCAGCCACCUAGGGAUGGUGCAGAAUCUGUCACCGAGGCCCAAAACGUUGAAUCUCAGGAAGGAGAGGCUGCUGGGGGAGAAAGUGGUGCCGCAGGGCGGCGCCCUCCUACUAUUAUGCUUGACCUCCAGGUGCGUCGUGUGCGUCCAGGUGAAUAUCGGCAAAGAGACAGCAUUGCCAGUCGUACCCGCUCGCGCUCUCAGAACUCAAACAACACAUUUCUUUAUGAGAGUGAGCGUGGCGGAUUUCGCAGGACUUUCUCACGCUCUGAGCGUGCUGGUGUGAGGACCUACGUCAGCACUAUUCGCAUCCCGAUCCGAAGAAUCUCUGAUGCAGGUUUGGGAGAGGCAACCUCAAUGGCUCUCCAGUCUAUGAUUAGACAGAUUAUGACUGGUUUUGGUGAACUUGGCUACCUCAUGGAUUCAGACUCUGAUUCUUCAGAUUCAAACCGUGGAGCCGGCACACCGACAGAUCUGAGUGAAACUCUAAACAACCCAGAUGCUGCUCCUGCUGCGGCAGCUGCUGCUGCUGCUCCCUCUGCUGCUGAUGUUGAUGAACCACCUGAGGCUGCUGGAGUCAGAGCAAGGACAGUUGAGACUGAUAUGGUUGAGGGCCUUGCCGCUGGAACACCUGCCUCUGGUGGCAGGGCUCGACCCAGACCCCCUAUCAGCCUAGAGGAGCCCAGCUCACUGCCCUUCCUGCGCCUCGCCCACUUCUUCCUCCUUAAUGAUGAUGACGAGGACCAGCCUCAAGGGCUGACGAAAGAGCAGAUUGACAACCUCUCCAUGCGCAACUUUGGUGAGAAUGAUGCCUUGAAAACUUGCAGCGUCUGCAUAACAGAGUAUGCAGAAGGUAACAAGCUACGGAAGCUACCCUGCUCUCAUGAAUAUCACGUGCACUGCAUCGACCGCUGGCUGUCUGAAAACUCAACAUGCCCUAUCUGCCGCAGGGCUGUCCUGGUAUCGGCCAACCGAGAGAGUGUGGUGUAGCUCCGUACAGACUGUGGGGCCUUUUGUCUCCAACUAAAUAAUCUAAUAUCCCAAGUCCAUGAGAGUGUCUCCUUUGUUGAAAUGUAUUUCCCUCAUACCAUUUGUGAGUUUGGUCAUAAUGCAGUUGCAGGUUUGAUACGGGGUGCUCCACACAGUGACAUUGGGGCAUUUUCACUCUCUAGUAAGACUAUUAUUAAUGCAGUCCAAAGUUAGACACAAGCAAUGCAUGCUGCUUGAAUCCACCCGUAGUGACCAAGCAGUUUUUUGCACUGCGCCCCUCCAUGCACACAAGCAGAUCUGGAUCUAAUAAAGAACCCCCUGGUUAUAAAUGCUGCACACCUGCAGGUAGUUCAGGCACUUCAAGUCCUUUUGUAUUAGCUCCUAAAUGGUGCAUUUAUAUACCAUAAGUUGGGUAUUGGUACAAUUCGUAGUUACACCAGUUCAAAGUAUUAGCUGUAAAUAAGCGUGUAAAAAAAAAAAAUAAUUUUGAAUCAUACUUUGUAUCAUUGAAUUGGUUUUCUGGAUUGUAAAUGAUCUCAUGAUGAUUAGGGUAAUGCUGGCCUCAAUUAUUCUAUCACAGCAUCUAAAUUUGGUGUUAAACAAAUAGGUGGUAUCGGUGUCACAUCAGGAUAAUUUAGAAAUUGUGAUGUCCAAAGGAUGUAGGACAUGAAUUGGUUUGACAUUUACAGUGUGACUUGUACUCUUUUCAUUUUUUUUUGGUCUACCUGAAAGAAAAUAAUUAAUACUUUGGGAGUGGCAUAUACCAUGAAAAUCUUCAGCGUGUGCUGUAUUGUGUUAAAAAAAAAGAACAAACAACGUUGUACAAUAAUAAAGGGAAAGGGAAAUUCACCUAGGUUACUUUACAAAGCACAAGUUUAAUUUGGAAUCAUAACAUCUUCCUGAUCAUAAAAAUUGUUGACUAGUAUUCAUACCAGAACUUGGGAGUUGAUAUCAAGUUGUUGGCAUGUGAUCCCCCCGCCCUCCCCAUCUCAAAAAUAUACUAAUGGACAUGAGAUUUCAGAAAUUUAAAUACAGUUAAGUUUGCUUUAUUGCCCCCACAUGUGCAAGUUAUUUUUUUUUUUCACGUACGGUUUUACAAUCAUUCUUUGCCGAUAUCCAUUGGCUACUUGCCUGAUACUUAAUUUUGCCACUAACAAAAAGGAUUGUCUUUAUGAAUGGACCGAUGAAUUAAGAUCUCUAAAUGACUUUUUUUUGUCAGACUCCUUCUGUCUUAUUAUGGUUCCUGGUUCCGUUGGAAAGUCAGAAUGCUUCGGCUCACUGUGCUCUCCCUCUGCCACAUGAGCAGAUGCUCAAUAUCAGCGUGCAAUACAUGCAAAAGUGAAAAGUAGAGGAUAACAAACCAUGAUAUAAAAUGUAUGAUAUUCUUAAAAACUUGUUAAUGGCUAAAAUCUUAAAUGAGGACUUAUUAUAUUUUAAAAAUGUGUUGAAGUUUGUUUUAUUUUAUGUAGACGUUCCGUAGGUUUUUAAUAGCACUGUUGAUGAACAGAAACACUGGCUGAAGGAAGAAAAGUGCAUCACUAUUAAUGCCACCCUGUCAUGUUUCUUGUUUCACUGUUUGAUGUCUAUACCGCAAUUAUUACUUCCCUCGUUGAGACAAAGUUUGAAUCCAAGACGUUGUCAUUGUUGCAAACCAUGAACCUGUAAAUGAAACGUAUGUUCCCUCUUUGGCCAAGCUUUAGUUCUGGCCUUGUUCUGUGACCCACCCAGUGCAGUAUGUUAACUGGGUGUUAAACGAAACUAACCGCUGAAUUAAAGUUGUUAUGCUACAAA